GAACGAAUUCCAUCAUGGCGGCGAUUUGAGUUGACAACCGCGACGGCAAACGUCGGAUGCAGGAUAAAUAUGUUUACAGAUUUAUGUAGUGGAAUCAGCAGCAUUAAACACACCAUGUAAAGGAACCUUUGGGCUGCCCAGCAUGAUGUUCUGAAAUUAAAAUCUGUAGCAACUGAAACAUUUGAAAAUGGCAACCCAGUUGAUGUAUGCCCAAGGUCAAGGAGGGUUUGGUGGCCACAUGUAUGACCACGGAGGGCAUGCUGGUAAAAAUGGAAGCAGCUUUGCAUUCAGAAAACGUUUUGAGAGGGUUGACUGGAGAAAAAUUGCAUCAGUUGACGUUGACCACAUAUCAAGAACUCUUGACUUCAAUGCCCUCCAAGAAAAUAUCAUGAAUAUCACAUUUUGCAACAUUGAAACUGAACUGGACCUGCGAAUGGUGGAUCCCAACUUUGUAAAAUUGUUUAAAUUAGCGCAACUUACGAUAGAGUAUCUGUUGCACUCUCAAGAUUAUUUGGCUGGACUCGUUGCUUCUAAUGAAGAAAAAGCGAAAAAGGAGAAGGAGGAGCACAAUGAGCUCCAGAAGCAGGUGGAGAAACUGCAGCAGGAGCUCAGUGAUGUCAAGAAGGAGAGUCACAAGAGGAAGAAGCUUCUCAUGGCUCAGCAGCAAAUGAUGCAUGCUGGCUCCGGCAGCUAUAAUAAGUGUCCAUACUGCACGAAGGCAUUUCUGAACAGCUCCUUCCUCCAGUCCCACAUCACUCGUCGCCAUGGAGGCUCGGUGGGUGUGUCCAAGUCAUCUAGCCCCACCCAUGGAGGCAGCAUCAAUCAGACAUUGGAGCUGGAGCUGCAGGCAAUCAAAGAGAGGCUCCAUAUGACAGAAUCACAGCUCAAGGAUGAACGCAAAAUGUUGGAUUCACUGAAAAACAAAGAGAAUAAGAUAUCAUCUGUAGUGACGGCGCACAUGCAGGCGUACAGGGAGUCGGAGGGCGGAGACCAUGAGGAGAUCGAGAGAGUGAAGGAAAUGUUUAUGAAAGAACUUCAGGAUGUCAAUCAAAAGUAUAUGUCCUCCGAGCAGGCUCUUGUGGAGUUGGAAACUAGAUUCGGUGCUAAAAGGUCAAACUUGGGCGACAUCCUGGAUGACGAUGAUAAUGAGAAGAGCUUCCUACAGCGUCAGAAAGAUGGUGUUCUCUUGCUGAAGGAGGAGUUACAGCACCAGGUUCUGACAGUCGAGUCUAAGCUGAAGACAGAGUUGGACAAACAGGAUAAGAAAUGGCAGAAGAAGGUUCACAAGAUGACGAAGCAGCACGCUGAUGAACUGAGGAAGCUGAAUGAUGCCCUAGAACACACAAGUCGGGAGACAGGGAGACGUGCCACCACACCGGAGGCUCGACAACAGCAGCAGCAAGUAGAGAACCUACUCAGGAGGUCGCGGGAGCAGGAGAAGAUGUUGACCUCUCAGGAGGAAAUAUUGAAGAAGGAAGUUGACAAACCAAUCGUCACGUCCCAGGUAACUCACCUGUCCAUCCCCAAGUCUCCCCGUCCCCCACGCCCCUCAUCACCUGGCAGGAUGAUGAGCAUGGUGCCCAGUGAUGAGGAUGAUGAAAGCACAAUGUUUGGCACCGGCAGCAUGAGUAACCCUGGGCGGCGAAGCUUGCGGAGCACAUUGGGAACCACUGGCACUCUGGGUGAACGGACCCUUGGCACCACCCAGUUCCUGGAACAACUGAGGAAAAACCCCACCCUGAAGAUCAUGCAUGACGAGUUUGCUUCCUUGCUGGACGAACAGGUGGCGAAGAGAGGAAUACCACCGGGCUCGCCUGGAGUCAGUCAACAAGUGCUGGACAACAAGCUGGCCAUGAUGAGGACACAGAGACAGUCAUAUGUCAAGAAAUUUCCUGACUUUGAUGCGCUACGACAGUAUUUUGAUAGAAUGGCGGAACAAAAGGCUCGUGAGAAAGUGCGAGCCAUGAAGACAUCACCACCACUGCCCCCCCGCAAUCUCUACCACUCACUGCCCUCGUCACACACAGGACCCCAGCAGACAUCAUUCAGGUCCCCCGCCCAUACCCCCGCCCAUACCCCCGCCCGCACCCACAGCCCCAGGGUCAGGAGCCCACAGCCCCAGGGUAGGAACCCUAGCCCCUCCCCACCCAAACCUGCCCCUCGGUCCACCACCCCACAGAGGACUCUACAAUCAACUGGCUCCACGACCGAGUGGACCAGCACGCAGUGGGAUUCAGAGGAAGAGUCAGAGGAGGAAGAGAUGGGAGGAAGAGGCCAACCAAUCAUGGUGACACCCUCCAAGUCGAAUCGUCAGCCAGGUCACACAGGCCCCACCCCCAGUCCCCGCCCACGGGGGCAACUGAUUCAGUCGAAGCCGCUGCGUGACAUCGAUGACGAUGAUUGGGAUGAAUCUGAAAGCACUGUCAGCCCCAAACCUGCGGCGGUGAAGACCCGGGUCAUCAUGUCUCAGCCGAAGGGGCAGAAAGUGUCGGAGCUGUCACGGUCAAUAGAGUCACAACUCGUGGGGAGAAAGAAAGGAGACAAGCCAUUCGGAGGCGUGGACACGAUGGAGAGAACAGGGGGAAAGAAGUCCAAUAAUGUAGAUAUCCUGGAGGACAUCGACGGCAGUGACUGGGAUGUCUCUCCAGUUGAGGAUGAAGAGACUCAGAGAGGAGCGAAACGUCCACCAACAAGGAACAGCAACCGUGGCAGCCAUGCCGAGACCGACUUCUCCACCAACACGUACGGCACCAGUGUCUGGGGUUCUUCCUCCAAAGCAGCCAGCACAGCGAACCCCAACAACCGGGCAUCCACAUCCAAGAGUUCCUUCAUCACAGAUGUCAGCUCUGAUGAAGAACUUGACCUUGACAACAUCUAGAUGAAGAGAGGAUAAUUUGACCUUGAGAACAUCUAGAUAAAAAGAGGAUGAUUCAACCUCAACAUGUAGAUGAAGGAAACGCUAACCUUGACUGUGACAAUAUCUAGAUAGAGAGAGGAUACCUUAUCUUGAAAACAUCUAGAUAAAAGAGGAAUCCUUAUCCUUGACCUUGACCUUGACAUCAUCUACAUGAAGUGAAGAAAUCCUGACCUCGACCUUGACGACAUCUAGACGAAGAGAGAAAUAACUGACCUUCACCUUGACAACAUCUAGAUGAAGGGAGGAAGUCAGGUCAUGAGUUACACGAGACUGACAACAUCUAGUCAGUUCAUUGUCUCCAUGAUAACAUACAUUGUUGUGUGAUGGCAUAUUGAGUGCUUGAUAGCGACAUAUAUGAUAAAAUGGAUGAGAGAAACUUGAAACUCCUAUCAAUAAGUAUUGUGGUCAUUGUAGCUUUUUUGAAUGAAAGACAUGAAGUUUUUUUCAGUGAUUUGACCACAAAACUAUGAAACCAGAGGAAAUGAUUUUUCAUUUAAACCACAUGUGAUCUGUGUUUGGAUGGAAGGCAUUGAUUGGUUGUGUUGUGUCCCUCUCAGUCAAUACUGAAAGAAGUUGGGAUGAUUUAGCUUGCAUGAUGUCAUAUGAGGGUUUUAGAAUGACUCCUAUGUCGUGAACAGGUUGUAUAUGAAGUCCAAUGUAUUUCAACUAUCCAUCCAUACACGUCCAACUGUUGAACUCAAAGUGUAUUUUAGAAGUAUGAAAUGGCAUCAAAUUUUGUGAUGUUCUAUCAUUUUGAUGUCUUUCAUUACUGUAUUGUCAUCUUGCAUAAUUAAUUAAUGUACAUGUAUUAAUAUUUGCAUAAUCUGUGAAAAUCCAUUCAAGAUAUUUUACCAUAUAAAUUGUAUAUAAAAAUGGCCUUUACAGUAAAAUGCAUGCUUUUAUGCAAAUUUUAUGCAAAUUAGAUUUAUCAAGCAUAAUUUUGCAUGUUUGGUGUUUUCAUGGCAUGUGAUUCAUACCGUCCAUUCAACUGUUGUACUCAUGGUAGAUUUUACAUCAUAUUGUGGGCUUGUAGUUGUAGUGUUGUAGGGUUUGCACUGAUAAUUUAUUUACUGUACUAUUUCCUAUCUUUCAAUACAAAAGUAGGCCAUUAAUAUGGCUGACAAAUAUAGAAAAUGUAAUAAAUUUUGACGGGAAAAAGUUUUAUUUUCAGACAAUGUAGCAUGUGUAAAUGCCUCCUGGCAUAAAGGAAAAGGAAUAACAAGACUAAGUGUAUUAUAACCACGCAAAACGCGAAGUCAGGAAGGUUAUCUCAGCGUUCAAGAAAACGAAUUCGAAGCACGAGGAAGAUCAAGGGCAGUUAACUCUGAUUGGUUGACCAACUACCGAGUGUGCCUUGUGCGAGUUAUUAUCACUCUGUGCCAUGGAUAUUGAAGAUUAGAAGUAAAUUGACACUGUGACAGUAGGCUAAACAUUAAAUAUAUGGAAUACUCAAGUUUCUUGAAGCUUGUUACUAUUUCAUGAUAAAGCUCCUUUAUUUUUCACACAGGUAUCACAUUUAUAAACCAACUUGUUUAAAUUUCUUUGAUCACAGAUCUAUUUAGGUCAGACCUGUCAUCCCCUCAUCAUAUGUGGGAGAUUUGACUUCAAAAUGGAGGAGAUUUGACUUCAAAAUGGGGGAGAUUUGACUUCAAAAUGGAGGAGAUUUGACUUCAAAAUGGAGGAGAUUUGACUUCAAAAUGGGGGAGAUUUGCCUCCAAAGGGGAUAUUUUUAUGAUAGUGAAGACAAGAUAAAUUCCAACCUUCAUUUUUAUCAGUCUUAUUAAGCAAUCUCAUUAAAAUCAGACCUUAGUCCUCGCUACCGCUAAACAGAGAUCUGAAGACAUCCCCUUAGGGGUCACGUCAGAACGACCUUUCAUCCGACCAAUCAGAGCGUCG
Haliotis rufescens (red abalone) is the source of this 4813-nucleotide messenger RNA. Its product is annotated as cilium assembly protein DZIP1L-like. NCBI's taxonomy places the organism in Eukaryota, Metazoa, Mollusca, Gastropoda, Lepetellida, Haliotidae. Gene Ontology annotation, cellular component: cytoplasm; ciliary basal body. The transcript has 25 exons. Gene Ontology annotation, biological process: cilium assembly. The record is from RefSeq and is a predicted model, not a curated record. The coding region runs from base 188 to 2878 and encodes 896 amino acids.